CAACGUUUAAUUACGUAUUACACAAGUCGGGGCAAUUUCAAACGAUCCAGACCUUUAAAAGCUUAUGCUCAAAAGAAAAUAUUUUUAUAAGAUGUUGGAUAAUUCUUAUAUGUGUGAUUUGGAAAAUAAUAUACUUGCAAAAAUGGCAAACGGCAGCAGCAAUUUGGUAGAUGCAACACUUCUAGCAUUGGAAACCGGGAAUAUGUCGCCACUGAUAAAAGAAGAGUUAAAAUGUACUAUUCAAUCAAGACGAUUAGCCAAGGGACAACACGAAAUGGAAGUAGAAUUUCCAGAAGAAACAAAACAUGAGCUCACAGAGGAAGAGCGAGAUAAGAUUGAUAAACGUCGAGAGCAAAAUAGACUGGCAGCACAAAGAUUCCGAGAUAGAAAGAAAACUAAUUCUACAUCACUUUGCAAGAAAAUACAAGAACUGGAAGCAGACAACACACAGAAAUCAUAUGAAAUUAGGAAUCUCCGUGCAGAAAAGGCAAAGUUACAAACAAUGCUAUACGAACAUCUCUUAGUUUGUCCUAGUGCGAAACAAAGUAUCAAAUUUGAACCAUGAAAUUUGGUACUAACAGUGACCUAUAAUGGGAUUCCAUAUACCCUAAUAUGAACACCAGGAGACAAUAGUUAACUGACAUACAAAGAAUAAUUGGAAUAUUUUCUGGUUGCUCUUAUUCUACAUAUACAUCUCAUCUAAAUUGUUCGUAGAAUUCUGACAAGGACAAAGAACGUCGAAAACCUAUGAUAUAGUAGAAUGUUGUAUCAUUCAUGAUCAUUAGUUUGAACUGUCCAUACACUUAGCUGUAAUAAUGAGUAUCAAAGUACA
Mytilus trossulus (common blue mussel) is the source of this 832-nucleotide messenger RNA. Its product is annotated as cyclic AMP-dependent transcription factor ATF-3-like. Gene Ontology annotation, molecular function: RNA polymerase II cis-regulatory region sequence-specific DNA binding; DNA-binding transcription factor activity, RNA polymerase II-specific. Bases 65 to 565 code for a protein of 166 amino acids. Gene Ontology annotation, biological process: regulation of transcription by RNA polymerase II. The record is from RefSeq and is a predicted model, not a curated record. The transcript has 4 exons. Lineage: Eukaryota; Metazoa; Mollusca; Bivalvia; Mytilida; Mytilidae. Gene Ontology annotation, cellular component: nucleus.